ACUUUAAAAAUCUGCAAUCUCUGGUUCAGUAGGGACCACACUGGCACUCAGAGAGCAGUGUGGGAAAUAUUGAAUAUUUUGCCUGGGAUACUUUGUAUUUCAGAGCAGUUUACAGCCGGUUACUUGUACUUAUUUAUUAUAUUUACUUCUGUCUGCAUAGAUAGGUCCCUCAAAAGCACUUAAUAUUGUUUACCAAAGAAAUGGUGAUGGAGAAGCCAAGUCCCCUGCUUGUAGGGCGGGAGUUUGUGAGGCAGUAUUACACACUCUUGAACAAGGCACCCGAUUUUCUGCACAGGUUUUAUGGGAGGAACUCUUCAUAUGUUCAUGGAGGAAUUGAUCCAAGUGGGAAGCUGGCAGAGGCUGUGUAUGGGCAAGCGGAAAUCCACAAGAAGGUCAUGUCAUUGCAGUUCAGUGAAUGCCACACAAAAAUCAGGCAUGUUGACGCUCACGCCACACUGAGUGAUGGAGUCGUGGUUCAGGUGCUUGGAGAAUUGUCCAACAACGGCCAACCGAUGAGGAAAUUCAUGCAAACAUUUGUACUUGCUCCAGAGGGUUCAGUGGCGAACAAGUUCUACGUCCACAACGACAUCUUCUGCUAUGAGGACGAAGUCUUUGGAGACUCCGAGGCUGAGCUUGAUGAAGAAUCAGAGGAGGAGGUUGAGGAGGAGCCGGAGGAGAGGCAGGCGUCCCCCGAGCCACUUCAGGAAAGUCCCAACAGCACCACCUACUAUGAAGCUCACCCUGUUGCUAAUGGUGUGGAGGAGCCCAUGGAGGAACCAGUGCCAGAACCGGAACCAGAACCUGAGCAGGAGCCAAAGGUUGAGGAGGUUAAACCUGAGGUAGAAGAAAAGGCGAUGGAAGAAAUGGAGGAGAAGACGCCUUCACCGGCACCAGUGGAGUCUCCACCGAACGCCCAGGAGCCCGCCAAGCCGUUCUCCUGGGCUUCGGUGACCAGUAAAAACCUGCCUCCUUCUGGCACGGUCCCCUCCUCUGGACUCUCUCCACAUGUUGUUAAAGCUACAAGCUCACAGCCCCGGGUUGAAGCCAAGCAGGAGACGCAGGCAACUCCUCUCCGCCCCAGAGACCAGCGGACCCGUGACAGACCGACCUUCACCCAGCGAGGUCCCCGACCCGACGGUGUUCCAUCUUCAGAGUCACAAACGGGGAAACCACACCUAAGUUUUGUCAACAAAGGUGGAAGAGAUGUUGAAUCUGGUGACAUGGACGGCAGACGGAUCGUGCGGUACCCUGACAGCCAUCAGCUUUUCGUCGGCAACCUGCCACACGACAUCGACGAGGCCGAGCUCAAAGAGUUCUUCAUGACGUAUGGCAACGUGGUGGAGCUGCGAAUCAACACCAAGGGGGUCGGUGGAAAGCUGCCCAACUUUGGAUUUGUGGUCUUCGACGACUCUGAUCCUGUGCAGAGAAUCCUGGGGGCCAAGGUAGAAGGGCCCAUCAUGUUUCGAGGUGAGGUGCGUCUGAACGUGGAGGAGAAGAAGACGAGGGCCGUGCGCGAGCGGGAGACCCGAGGCGGAGACGACCGUCGGGACAUGCGGCGCAGCGACCGCGGCCCGGGAGGUCCACGAGGCAUCGUGGGACCCGGAAUGAUGCGCGAACGCGACGGGAGGGGCCCGCCUCCCCGAGGCGGCAUGGCCCCCAAACCCAGCAUGGGUCCUGGAAGAGGCUCCGGCGGGCAGGGGGAGAAUCGCUUCACCCCGCAGCGCCGCUGAGAAGAGCGCCACCUGUAGUGUGGAAGCAGUGUCGUGUUCCUCAUCCUCAGCAGUACUCAUAAAUGUAUAAAGUAUAUAUUUGGUGGUGUAUUCUUUUUCUUUUUGGCUUUUUUUCCCCUCUUCUUGCUUUGGAAUGUGACGGUCUGUCAGCCACUUUGUGAAAUAGACAAAACAAGCAAACAGAAAAAAAAAAAUUGUUCGCUGAUUAGUUGUGAGCUGAGCAUCCUUUUUGGGGGUAAUUCAAGAGUUCAAACUUGAAUUUGUCAAUUUGUGAAUAAAGGCAACCCAAGCAGGACUAAUCUGCCACAUUUAGGAGGGACUGAUGAGACUUUUAAUCUACAGCAGUGCAGCCCAUCACUUUCAGAGAUUAUAAACCUUGACUUAAACUUGAGGUGUUGAUUCAUGAAAUUCCUCAAUUGCACAUUUUAUAUUGUAGUUUUCUGCCCGUUGUUGUCGAGGAAGAGUGAGAUGCAAAAUUGAUUGCAGUUUCAGAGGAAAAGCCUUUCAUCUUUUCCCGUUUUCAGAGAAAGAGACCACUGCUACAGAAUUGCAUAAUGCACUAAAGGUACUUCUGUCUCGUUACGUUGUCGUCCUCGGACUGCGGCUGGAGAGAAGCGAAACAGCCUGGCUGCUGUGACCGAUGUACUUCUCCAACGUUUGACCCAAAACUACUCUGCAGUCACUGCUGGAUGGACAAGCAAAUCUACAACAUUAUUUUUAUUUUUUGUAAAUUAAGUUCAACCGGGACUUGACCUUUUACCAAAUGAGUGAGUGGGGCACAGGGGACAGAGGAGCAACAGAUGGAUGAUGGCGGCUUUCUGUGAUAUUUUGAUUCCAGCUUUUUGUUUUUCUUGACUGCAAAUCGGGGAUGAGCGAAACCUUUCCUCCCUUCCUGUCAUGAGUGCGGAGAAACCGAAUAAAUGUACAGCAAAAAUCACGGUUUACUGUAUGCUUUGCUUUUCUGUGUAUAAUUUUUAUUUUCUCCACUCAAUUUUAAUGAGAAAAAAAAAGUAUGAUGGUGCCUUCUAGUUCACCUUUUCAAGUCUUACUGAAGAGCAAAGCGGUUUGGGGUGAAAAGAGCUGCUCCUUUUUGAACUAUUCUCUGCUGGGAGCAGACAGGAAUAACACAGUAUUCAUAGGAUUUACGUUCUUCAGGGGCAGAUUUCACUCUUUCUGUACUGUUCAACUACCUAAGAUGAUUUGCUGUGAGCUUUGUACAUUUUUCUUUGCUGUAAUUUGUCUUUUGGGUUUCGUAGAGACAACCGGUGCCUGCAGUUUUGUUAAAUGGUUAAUAAAUGCAUCUAAGGAACUUUUUCCCCCAUCCCAAAAACAAAAGGUACAGUGACGAUAAAAUGUUUAAUCCCUGGUUUACCAGAUCGCGGCUCGACGUGGGCUUGGUUUACUGUUAAACCUUUUUAUUUUUGCACCUCAUGGCAGCACUUUGGAUAAUCCUUGGACUGACAAGUUUCCCAACAGUUUUGUACCUGCAGCCUUCAGUCGAGUAAAUAAUUGUGGACAUUUUUCUAUUGUCAAUGCAUUUGUAUUUUCAUAUGCUGAUCAUUCACUGUGCUCAUUUGUAGUCGUUUUUUGUUUUGUUUUUUCUGCUUACGGCCAAAUUAGUCAGCGCUGCGCUCAUCUGAACGGGAUCAGUUUUUUGCUUUUGAAUCAUCCAGUAGGGAGGGAAGACUUCGGUUUCCGUCGGGGAAAGGAAGACAUGAGCGUUUAAUUUCUUUUUUUUUUAUUCUUAUUAUUUUGUGUUGCACUGAAAUGGAAAAGUUAAAUGAUGUAGCAUUUUUCUUUUUUUUUUCUUAUUUGACAAAUAUACUUUGGUCUUCCUCA
Molecule: messenger RNA, 3569 nt
Organism: Gambusia affinis (western mosquitofish)
Lineage: Eukaryota; Metazoa; Chordata; Actinopteri; Cyprinodontiformes; Poeciliidae
Gene: g3bp2a
Product: G3BP stress granule assembly factor 2a
Exons: 13
Coding region: 201-1730 (509 amino acids)
Cellular component (GO): ribonucleoprotein complex; cytosol
Molecular function (GO): mRNA binding
Source: RefSeq, a predicted model, not a curated record